Messenger RNA from Candidozyma auris, 534 nucleotides. RefSeq lists its product as uncharacterized. The coding region runs from base 1 to 534 and encodes 177 amino acids. Gene Ontology annotation, biological process: endoplasmic reticulum to Golgi vesicle-mediated transport; intracellular protein transport. Gene Ontology annotation, cellular component: endoplasmic reticulum membrane; endoplasmic reticulum. The record is from RefSeq and is a predicted model, not a curated record. NCBI's taxonomy places the organism in Eukaryota, Fungi, Ascomycota, Pichiomycetes, Serinales, Metschnikowiaceae. The transcript has a single exon.
AUGUCCAUUGUUUUCGGUAUCCUCGUCUUCGAGAUGAGCUACCUCUUACUUUUGAUGGUGCCCUUGCCAUUUGCCAUCAGGCAGAAAAUUGUGAACGGAUCGGUAAAAUUAAACCAGAGCAGAAACUUCAAGAGCGCUUGGGCAUUCACAACAUUCGUACUUGGGCUUCAGUUUGUUGAUUGUCUCCAGAAGCUCCAAAAGUACAGCAACAGCGAAAGCUUUGCUCUGGCCAGCCAAUUCGGUGGCGCAAGGUAUGAUCAGUUGGCGUCCAAAUUCUACAGCCAGCGUAAUCUUUACAUCACUGGCGCAGUGUUAUACUUGGAAGUCUCUAUCGUGACCGUCGUCACAAUCUUGAAGAAAUUGGUGUUGAAGGAGGAGCUGUACAGAGCAGCCACCAAUACUCAGACCAGUAGCAUUGCGGGCCACACCGAUAGCCAGAAGGAAGAGGCUGCUGAGCUCCGCAAGUUGAUCAAGCAGAAGGAAACUGACAUCGCUGUUUUGAAGAAGCAGUUGGAGGGUGCCCAAAAGCAAUAG